This is a messenger RNA of Mollisia scopiformis, 1033 nucleotides long. RefSeq names its product Isochorismatase hydrolase. NCBI's taxonomy places the organism in Eukaryota, Fungi, Ascomycota, Leotiomycetes, Helotiales, Mollisiaceae. The transcript has a single exon. The record is from RefSeq and is a predicted model, not a curated record. Bases 195 to 857 code for a protein of 220 amino acids.
CGCUUUGUGAUGAUUAGCUCAGGAACGCCAUUUAGAUUUCGAAGCGUUUGUCACAAAGCCCAUCGAAGCAGUCAGUAUCGGCUUGGCAAGUUAAGCAUGUUCUGUGGGUACGAGACUUGUAGCCAUAUAAAACCAAACAAGCUCUGCUAUGAGCAAUCAUCACUUUCCUGGCUAUUCAAAUAGUAAUUCCCACUAUGGCUUCAAAAUUCUACGUCCCAGUUGACAUCAAGCAUACUGCCUUGCUCCUGACAGAUGUCCAAGACCAGAUCCUGCAACGGUUCGAUGCGUCGCAGCAAACCGAGUACCUAGCCAACAUCCAGCGUCUCCUGACAGUCUUUCGCAAAGAAAUUCAGAAGCAGGAGCACGAUGCAGCAGGCCCCUUGAUCGUCCACCAUAUCCUACCUUUCGACAUCAAUUCCAACUCCUUCGUUUCACCAUACAACAAGCUCGCUUCCUGGGUCGCGAGCCUCAAGAAAGCUGGUCACUUCGGCGAUGCCUUCAAAGAUCCAAAUAAACCACACUAUGCGGUCCCAGAGUCGCUGGUCCCCGAAUCCGGGUGGGGAACUGGGAGCGAGAUCAUCCUGUCGAAGAUCCAAGCUGGUUGUUUCUCGUCUUCUGAGCUGCUGCAGUAUUUGAGGGCCAGGGACAUCAAACGUGUGGUCUUGUGCGGUUUGACGACUGUGGGUAGCGUACUGGGGUCUGCUCGUUUAGGGGCAGAUUUGGACUUUCAUAUUGUGAUACCGCGAGAUGGUGUGAUGGAUGAUGACAAAGAGGUUAGCGACUUCUUGUUAGAUAGGGUGCUGCCGAAGUUUGUCGAUGUUGUGGAGAUUAGUGAUAUCGAAGAACUGUUCAAGUGAGGAUGUAGAUUCGAAGUAUAGGAAAUGCUCCAGGAGAAUACCGCGCGGGCACAAUGAAUCUUUUAAUAUAUCACGCCUUCACAACCUUGCAAUUCGAAUGUUUUGAUAUCAUGCAUGCAUUAUCCUCUAUUCAGAGUAUUUCCAGCUCCCCUAUCAACAUUAGUGGCUGCUCUUCU